GUACGGUCGUUGUGGUGUUUGUGUCGUGAGAAAAACGCGUCUUCUGACUAUUUAUGUCGCCCCUGCUAAAAUAAGCUAGCGCCGUCAAAUGAACGCCGUCUAUUUGCUGGAGUCACAAUGCUACCGUCAGAUUAGCCAAGGCUAGCUAACUACAACAGGUUUCAUUGUUAUGGAAGCUUUGUCAGUCGAGAAAAGCCUCUGUGUCGUUAUUGUUCGACUCGUUUUACAAGUGAAAAGUGGCAAGUUUCAAGGUCGAACAGCUCUCCUGAUGAUACAUCAGCACUAAGCUCUUUUCAUACUUCCUCAUGAUGGCUAGUUGUGGAGAGGUAGACCACUCUGUUAGCUCACUCCCAUCCAGCAAGAAAGGCAGCAAUAGUGGUGGUGGAAGUGGGAACAGUGCAGAAUCAUCAUGCUCUGGCUCCAGCAACUCAUCCCCAGCUCUGUCAGUUCCUGAGUGUGCCAUCUGUCUGCAGAGCUGCGUCCACCCAGUCCAACUGCCAUGCCAUCACGUCUUCUGUUUCCUGUGUGUAAAGGGAGCAUCUUGGCAGAGCAAACGAUGCGCUCUCUGCAGACAAGAAGUACCUGAUGACUUCCUUGAAAGGCCUACACUACUCUCUCCAGAGGAGCUGAAAGCAUCAGCAGGAGGUCGGGGUGGGGCAGCGAGUGAUCACGCUUGGUAUUAUGAGGGGCGUAAUGGUUGGUGGCAGUAUGAUGAGCGAACCAGCCGUGAGCUGGAGGACGCUUUCUCCAAGGGUAAGAAGACAGCCGAAAUGCUCAUCGCUGGUUUUUUGUAUGUAGCUGACCUGGAGAACAUGGUGCAGUAUAGGCGCAAUGAGCACGGUCGCAGACGUAAGAUGAAAAGAGACGUUUUAGAUAUUCCCAAGAAGGGAGUGGCAGGACUGCGAUUGGACACUGAGGGUGUUACUGGGGCCGUAGGGGCUACAAGUAGAGAGAACUCUGCUGAUGGGGCUGAUACCACACUAACAAAUAUACAGCAACAGGUUACAGGUAUCUCUUCUACUGUAUCAGCCCCUUCAGCUCCUGCCAGACCUCCCACUUCCCUUGGUGGUCAGCCAGGCCCCAGUACUAGCCCACCUCUGGAGGAUGCUCUCUCCCAGCUGCAAAUCAGCCCCAGGCCCACACCUUCUCAUGAGCGGUCUGAGGCUGGGGAAGGAGAGGAAGAUGAGGAAGAGGAGGCCUCACCUUCCAGGUCCUCUGAUCCUCACACCUCUGUAGACGAGUCUGGCUCUGGAGAUUGGAGUGAUGAUGAGGACGAGGAGGAUGAAGAAGAGAACGGGGGAGAUGGAGAGCGUGUGGAGCCGUGGGAGGGUAGGCCAAGGAGACAAAGACUGAAUCCAGAGGACAGAGCCCCUCCUCGUUCAGAGUCUGCCUCCCCGUCUCCCUCAUCCAGUAGCAGUGGAAGGUCCAGAAUGCCUGAUGGCCAGUGUACAGUGACUGAAGUGUGAAGUGAUCAUUAAUAUAUUAUCACCAAAUGGCUGUUUUCCUCAUUAAUUUGUUCCUCGCUUUAUGCUGUCGUUCACUUGGUCACAGAUCAAAUGGGGGUGGAAUACUUUCUGCAGGAGAAAUGAGGCACUACACAUCCAGUAAUAAACAGAACCAAGUUUUCCUCCAUUUGUGUGCCCCAUUCUGGGAUCACAAUGAUCUGGAGGUAUCUGCGUGAUUUUAACAGUCUCAUCGCAAAAAUACAGAGUCAGCAGAAGUUUGUUUUCAUGUUCUGGAACUGAGUGUUCUCAUUCUGAGAGAGAGAAAGUACAGCUUGGUAAACACUCAGAUGAAUACACAGCGUUAUGAGCCAUGAUGUUUUCUAUACAGCACAUCAUUUGAGGGAGGUGCAACAGACUUGGCUGUAAUCAGUCUGUGCACUACUGGUUGCAGGUGUAUAAAGUCUGCUUUUUUUCAAAUUGCAGGCAAGUGGAAGUUAAAAGUGACUUCUGCCAAACCUACCUAUUGUUUACAUUUAUUAUCUAACACCCAGAGGGGGGCAGAGUGUUAGCCCCAGUCAGAUUUGUGACUUCCAGUGAAAGAAGGCAUAAUGGGAUUUUGGAACUCAGCCAUUAUGAACGGCUGCAUUCUGGUCAUCUGCACUUAACUCUCUCAGCUAACAUAGCACGCAGAAAUGAGCUCAUAAGAGCUCAAGUCAUCUGCCUACUCAUGCAGAGAAUUUAACCCUUAAUACCUUAUUCCUAGCCUCCACCUUACUUCAACAAUGUCCUUCACAUUUAACUAAUUAUGAAGCAUUUUCUUAAAGUUUUAAAUGUAACUGAACUUUUUCGAAGCGUGUUUCAUUUCAGAGCUAAUGGUGGUUUGAAAAGAAAAACAUGAGUUUGUUCAUGAUGAAGAACGGAAACAAGUUCAACAUGAUGCUCUUAAACUGUAUGGGAUUGUAAAUUUGACACUUAAUAAUUAGCAACCUAGAAUAUCUGGAAACCAGAGGUUAUCUGGCUAUAUGCCAAGAUUUUGUGUUUGAUUUCGCCUGCAGUUUUAUGAAAACUAAAAUGUUUUAAUGAAUGUGUAGAACUUUUCCCAGGUUUGAAGAAUUGGCAUUUUACUGUGGAGUAGCAGCAUUGUGCCUUUAAAGCUGCUGAUGCCUCUGAAGCUUCCAUCUUAAUGUCCCUGAUUAAAGUAUUCUCAAUUAAUGUGUAUUCUAAUCUGUGCGUGUUUGAAGAGAGAGUUACUUAAACACUACUGGUUGGCAGGAUGUGGAGAAUUGAUGUUUUCAGUUUGAGUAAGUGUUUUAAUUUUGUUUGUGCAUUUCUUAUGGUUGUAAACCCUCUUAUAUAUUAUGUCUGGGGGAGUAAGAGAACAAAUCUAUGCCAUUGCUAUUGGUCAUCCUGCAGAAGUUUCAAGUUGCGUUGGUUUUCCAUUUCUUACAUGCCUCAGUCAUCGGCUCAGUUUUAAACUUUCCAUUUUGAAGAAUAAAUCAUUGUGUAACCUUUUUUUUUUUUUUUUUUGCUUAGUAACCUUUUUGUUUUAUGGUUUGUAAUUUAAGAAUAAAGUGUCAUUUCAA
Messenger RNA from Oreochromis niloticus (Nile tilapia), 3028 nucleotides. RefSeq names its product E3 ubiquitin-protein ligase rnf146. The transcript has 3 exons. The record is from RefSeq and is a predicted model, not a curated record. Gene Ontology annotation, molecular function: zinc ion binding; poly-ADP-D-ribose binding; ubiquitin protein ligase activity. Gene Ontology annotation, biological process: Wnt signaling pathway; ubiquitin-dependent protein catabolic process. Bases 306 to 1466 code for a protein of 386 amino acids. Lineage: Eukaryota; Metazoa; Chordata; Actinopteri; Cichliformes; Cichlidae. Gene Ontology annotation, cellular component: nucleus; cytoplasm.